Eruca vesicaria subsp. sativa (arugula) is the source of this 3917-nucleotide messenger RNA. The record is from the annotation of a GenBank genome assembly. Lineage: Eukaryota; Viridiplantae; Streptophyta; Magnoliopsida; Brassicales; Brassicaceae.
AUGGAGAGUGCCAAAGCUAGGGAACAGAUGAAACUGGCAGAAGGUUUGUCUAAGAAGUUUGAAAUCAUUAGAGUUAGAAAUGAAGAGCUCAAGAAAGAAGCUGAAUUGCAGAGCGCUAGGAGCAAAGUAAAGUUUGAUGAAAACUCAGCAAAACUGGACGAGAAGAUGAGGCUCCUUGAGAUGAAUAAGAAAAAAGCCAUGGAAUGGAAAUCUCGUGUUGAUGAUUUGACUCGGCAGUUGCAGGAGUCACAAUUAGUGACUGAGGGUUUGAAAAAACAGGUGGAUGAGCUUUCUCUAUCUCGGAACUCGAAUCGCACUGUUUCUCCUCAUGAAGCCAGAGAUCUGGAAAAGGCUAAAAUGAGGCUUUUGAAAAAGGAGCUGAAGUUUGCCAAGAAACGUGAAAAGCACUCCAAUGAAGUGGCUGAGUUUGAAAAAUAUCGAAGGGAGUUUCAGGCAGAAGAGUUCAGUCGUUUAAAACUUGAGUUCGGUGGUUUUACAAAUCGUAUGAAUCGUCUGGGUGAGUAUUUUUCAAGAGACGUUGAAGGUACAGCUGCUCUUGCAAAGGUGGAAGGCCGCAUGAAACCUCCGAAGAACCGUAAUGGUGAAAAGAAUUCUGGCGCAAGAUGCCAUGUGGGAGCCAAACCUGGUUCUCAGGACCAAGCUUGCAAGUUUUCUACCCAGUUAAUCGCUAAAGCUGGACAGGGCGUGAGUGAGUCUGUCUCAGGUCCUAUUUCUCAAUUGGGGUCUCCUACUGGAGGGUCUAGAGAGUUACAGACUUCUGGUGUAAUUUCCAGCGCAACAUCUUUUUCUAAGGGGCAGUUACUGGCCUCACAGGGAAGAGAGCAGUUCGCUUUGACUACUUCAGCAGAAAUAGCAAAAGAUAAGCCGAAUAUCCAACCAACAAAACCAAGUAUGUUUCAGAAAGUCGAUACAAGGAAAAAUGGAAAUCUUUGUUUGGUGGCUGAAAACUGUGUUCAAAGCGGUCAAAAAGAUAGGCAUGAGGUAGUUAAUGAGCACUCUCGAAAAAGAAAAAGAUUGUCAGAGGCAAUAGUGUCUCGUAAGCAUCUGUCAUCUGAUGAUAAAAAGAAAAAUCUGCAGAUUAGAGAGCAGGCGGGUGCCUUGCAGUCUAAGGUAGUAGAAACUGGGUAUAGGCCUUUAAGAGAGAAAGGAACUUUGGUUUCUUGUGAGAAGAAGACAAUAAUGCAGACGCAAGGUAAUAAAGCUGGAAGUAUACAUGAGGCUGAGAAAACUAUUUGCCUCUCUACUGCUAAAGAACAUGCUGCAGCAACAUUAUUUCCGGAAGACCUUGCUGCUAUAGAUUAUAUGAAGUUGCUGGAGUUAGAUAAUCCGGAAGAAGAAAGUUAUUACCAGAUGGCAAGAGAAAAUCUUCUGUCCCCUGAUCUUCCGCAAACAGACUUUUUGGGUGAUGAGAUCAUGACUGAGGACAAAAAUCCUGCUGUGGCUUUUGACUUGGUUGCUUGUACUAGCGUGGAUUUAUGUGAGACCGUAAACUCUAGUGAAGCUCCUAGUUUCAGCACUCCGAAUGCUUCACUAACCGCCAAAAUGCCACCUGAGUCAACGACGUUGCAUGGUCAUAUUCUUAAACACUUUGUUGCGUUUUCAAAUAUUGAAGACCAGAAUAGUAUCAUCAAAAUUCUCCAUGCUGCAAACAGUUGUGUUCAGCGAUGCCCGUCAGUUGUUACAGCACAGUGGGCAGUUCCCUCGAUUUUGUUCUCUUUGAAAAUGGAAGAAAACCUUUUACCACGGGAAAGGGCAUGUGUGUUCCUCUCCUUGCUGCUGCAUAACUUCUCUAUGGUUUCCUCGUUAAAAAUCGGGAACACUCUGGAUGAUGAUUGUUGCUCCUGCUUGGGUUCUUUCUCGAAGCAUAUAUCUCAUGUUAUGGCUGAUACUGAAGCUGGAGGUAUUCUAUCUGGGUUUUUGGAGGAACUCUUUAGCCUUCUUCAGGACCUCCUUUUCGGGCAGAGGGUAUUGUAUUCUGUUAUAUCCUCAGAAACAACUGAAUCUGAUCUAAGCAUCCCUGUCACCCUGAAUGGAGAAAAUGUAGCUCUCUUCAGCGGAGUUGCUCUAAGUGAUCAGUUGGUGGCUGGAAUGGCUAUUUUGGCGGCAAUAUGUACUGUAGUGGACCGUGUUGGACUUAUCCGUGAAGCUUCAUUUGAAAUGCUGCACAAACACAGUCAUGAGAAGUCCUCAGUGCCACUGACCAUUCUUCACGUUUUUGCUUACAUUGCUGGAGAGAAAAUGAUGUCUUCUAGUGAUCAUGGCAUAUCAAUUGCAGUGCUGAAAUCCAUUGUGAUGUUUCUAGAGAACAGACAUUUUGGUACAGUGGAGGGAGAUGCUAAGUUGCACCCAGGCAAUAACAAGUGUCCGUUCUCAGACCAGUCAUCCUCGCUAGAGUCUAUUGCAUCUAUGCUCAUGGAAACUAUUCAGGAGUUCACUCAGUCUAAUACUGUGCAUCAGAGCUUGAUUGAGUUUAGGCCGGCACACAAAGAUUUCCAGUGCGUAUUGGCCAGUGAUCAAAGUGUUACUUUAUGCGACAUUCUGUCAUUGAUGGAGCUUAUUGCUUGUUACACGGCAUGGGAUUGGACUAGUGCAAACAUUGUUUCUCCACUGCUUAAGAUGCUGGGAAUGCCAUUGCCGAUGAACGUUUCUGUUGCAAUAGUCUCUCUUCUUGGGCAGCUUAGCAGUAUUGGAGUGGAUGCUGGUGGCUAUGAAAAUGAAGGAAUAUCAAACUUGAGAGAGAAACUAUCAUCAUUUCUGCAAUGUGAGACGACACUAGAAGCUGGCUUUGCAGUCCAGAUAGCAACUGUGAGCUCCCUCUUGAAGACGCUUCAGCUGGAUCUCGCAAUAGUCUUUCAAGGCGAAACCACCAAGGUUCCGGAUUGUGGCCACCAAAGCUUAUCUGUUCCAGCCAAUAUAGUCACCAAGUGGUUCUCUCUAUUGAGCGACGAACAGCGAGUUUUCGCAACCGAGUUCUUACAAACUUCUGUUGUUAGAUGAUUCCUCAGUUGAAAAAGUCAUCAAAAGCAGUACAAUUUUGGGUUGAUUCUUCUCCGUUGACUGAUGUUUUUUUUGUGUUCAAGGAAGGAGAUAUUAAUGAAGCUUACAUUGAGGUUCCAAUGUUUAUACUUUUGUAUUCUUCUAACCACAUGCAAAGAUUGGUUAUGUCAAGAUUCAAGACAACACAAUCUAAAAGUCUUCCUAUGACAAAACCCAACGAGGUAUCACUUGUAUAGAUUUUAAAACUUUAUAAAAUAUGAAAACCCAUUACAGAUAACGACCUGUCCAACCCAUCAACCAAUCUUUGUCGGAAUACUCUGUUCAUGCCUGAAGAAAUUCUCAGGAUCGAACUCACCCUUAAUCUUCACCAACCUCUCAAAAUUCCCUUUGAAAUACUUACUCCCCCACUCCCUAGCAUCACUCUCUUCCUCGUUCACCCCCAAAUCAAGAUCCCUGUAAUUCACAUACGCACGUCUCGGGUUCUUCGACACAUACUUCUCCAUGUAACUAUACAUCUCCCUCAUCCACUUCAUAUGCCUCGCUUCACCCGCCUUCCCAUCUGACCAAGAAGAUAGCCACUGAAUCUUGAACAAGGUCCCUUUCCUGUGAGGAAACGGUGUCUCUGACUCUGGAAUCCUCGACAUCAUGCCUCCGUAAGGGUUCCAUAUAGUAAGCGGCGAAUCCUCUUGUAGAAGCUUCUUCCAUAGUCCUUCUAAGCCUUCUACAGGUAUGGGCUCUUCCACAAAGUCUGACUUGGCCUUGAAGUAGCUCUUGAAGAGUGAUUUUCCGUCGAGUAAUGCCUCUGGUGCUGCGCUGUUUGGGAAUCCAGCAAUGUACAUUACUGAUCUGAUCCAGCUCGUUUCCAUGCAGUCCUUCUUGGUUAGUCCUAGCUCAGGGAA